Parastagonospora nodorum SN15 is the source of this 636-nucleotide messenger RNA. RefSeq lists its product as hypothetical. Lineage: Eukaryota; Fungi; Ascomycota; Dothideomycetes; Pleosporales; Phaeosphaeriaceae. The record is from RefSeq and is a predicted model, not a curated record. Bases 1 to 636 code for a protein of 211 amino acids. The transcript is spliced from 2 exons.
AUGACAUGGUGCGACGGUUCUUUUAGGGUACCUGCGUCGUUCAGCUCCCUCAAACGAACGUGUGCGACCCUGCAGACAGGCGCAUGUAGGAUGAUGAGGCUGAGUGGCACUGGUAUUGGCAACAUCGUCACUUCUGACGUUGUGGCAGACAAACAUGUCUCCAAACGCGGCUGGCAGUGGGGCACCGCUUUCGCAGAACGGGCGGCUAUACCUAAAGAGGGAAGGACGACUGUCGAUACCUUCCACGUCGGAGGAAAUGACGUCGGCAGGCGCACGGCAGCCAAGGGAAUUUCCCAUGCACGAUUGAGGAGGGCAUGUUCCACUCUUUUGGAUCCCUCGUCUACUGAAAACGAUGGGCACUGGGUUUCGCGACACCAGUCAUGGGCUGCGGCGGCAUCUGAACGCGCCGUCACUGGUUGCGUAGGAGAGGUAGUGCAUUCUGGACCCUGGAACCACCAGGAUGCCGCGCUUGCCAGGAACCGACAUGAGAUCAUCACUCAGAGCUCGAUUUCGAGGUACCAGACGACGGGCGAGCCAGGGUUUCAUGAUCGAGCGCACGUCAUUGGCCUUAGCUGGACCCCUAGACAGAUGCCGUGGGCGCUAUCGAGCAUGGGGCAGGACCCUGCAGAUCUGUGA